AUGCUUGGACAUUCUUCGAUUUGGUUCUACUCGUACAAGUACUUGGGCGAGUCGAUUAACCCAAGUGCACCAAAUGCUCAGGUUUUCUACCCCGCAAACAUGAUUCUCCUUGAGUAUGCCCUUGAUCAUACUCACACUAUUGUGAAAACAGGUAAGCAAGGCGGAAAGGUUGUCAUCUGGGACAUUGAUGGCCCCGGGUUUCACACAAUAGACGAAUUCUCUGCAGAAGAAUUGCGAAAACAUAUGGACCUUUGUUUCACUGGAUAUUUUCUGGCGGCUAAGCACACUCUUCCUCAUCUGCGGAAGACAAUAGGGUCCAUCGUCAACGGUGGCAAAACAGCUGGAACGCACGGCCAACGUUUUGCAACUGCGUACUGUGGCUUUCAGGCUGCUGUAUCUGGGUUUACUCGCGCUCUGGCAUUGGAGGAAGCGUUAAAAGGAGUUAGGGUGAAUGCUGUGAUCUCAGGGACAAUCAAUUCGCCACUGCUACAUACAUUCGCAACUAAGACAGAACAACUGAAGGAAUAUGAAGACUUUGCCGUACGUACAGGGAUGAGAAUGAAACAUUAA
Mya arenaria is the source of this 570-nucleotide messenger RNA. Its product is annotated as 17-beta-hydroxysteroid dehydrogenase 14-like. The coding region runs from base 1 to 570 and encodes 189 amino acids. The transcript is spliced from 6 exons. The record is from RefSeq and is a predicted model, not a curated record. NCBI's taxonomy places the organism in Eukaryota, Metazoa, Mollusca, Bivalvia, Myida, Myidae.